AUGUUUACAAUUUGUUGUAUGAAUUUACCGUGUAAACGUUCAAAACAAUCAAAUAAAAGAAAACAGCCUUACUCCUCUAAAUAUGAAAAUGGCCUUUUUAGUUGUAGUAAUGAAGAAAGACGUAGACUUUUAAUUACUGAUAAAACAUCUGUACCAGUUCUUUCCAAAACAUCAACCUCGUUGAAAAAUGAUCACAAUUCGAAUAUUGAUGAAUUAAAUAAACAAAAUUCAUUAAAUACAAACUCUAUCAAAGAAGAAAAUCAAAUUCUCACUCCAAUAACUCAACAAAAAAGAAAUUUAAUAAAAAGUGAUUUUAAUAUAAAUAAUCAACAAAAUGAUUUUGGUUUUAAACGUUCAAUUACUUCAAAUAUUGCCGAACAAAGCCCCCCACCUCCCAGAAGAUUGGCAUUACCUGGAGGGAAAACACAAGUUUUGCCUUUAACUGGAGGAAAUAAAAAAAGGGUGCCUGCUUUGAUUUUACUCAUGGCUGAUCGAGAAAAUCAAAGACAUAUUCCGCAACAAGAUAAUCGCACAAAUAAUUUUUGUGAAACAAUAAAAGAAGAUAUUGCAGAAUUUGAUCAGUCAACAACAAUUAGUGAAGGAAUACUUUCUAUUGACAGAACACUUAUAUCUAACUCAACAGCUACAAAUGACCAUUUACUUGCAAUUCCUGGAUAUUUUAAACAUUCUAAUAAUUACAUGUUUAGACUUUCUUCCCCUUUACCUAAAAUAUAUACUCCUCCUAAAUAUGAGAUAGCCCCUCCAAGUUAUUCACCUCCAGAGCCUCCUACUUCUAACACUGAACAGGAAAUUAAUAUAAAUAAUUUACAAAGCAAUAAUGUGUCGAUAAGGUCUGAAUUCACAAUUAAUAUAGUGUCCGGAUAUAGAGAUUGUCGAUUAAUGAUUCGAUCAAAUAAAAAAACCGAGCUGGGCUCUAAUAAUUAG
This is a messenger RNA of Meloidogyne enterolobii, 945 nucleotides long. The record is from the annotation of a GenBank genome assembly. Lineage: Eukaryota; Metazoa; Nematoda; Chromadorea; Rhabditida; Meloidogynidae.